UUCGAUGAAAUGCCAGAGAGGAACCUCGCCACCUGGAACGCCAUGAUUGCCGGGCUGGCUCACUUCGAGCUCGACGAGGAGGGACUCGAGUGCUUCCUGAGGUCGAGGAGGGAGGGCCUGCGUCCCGAUGAGUUUGGUUUGGGAAGCACCUUGUGAUGCUGCGCUGGAUUGAAGGAUGCAGGUUCUGGUCGCCAAAUCCAUGCCUUCGUGGUUAUCAAUGGGUUUGAGCAGGACAUGUGUGUUGGGAGCUCUCUAGCUCACAUGUACAUGAGAAGUGGUCAUCUUGAAGAAGGAGAAAGGGUUCUGAGAGGAUUGCCUUUCCUCAAUGUGGUCUCUUGCCAUACUGUGAUUGCAGGAAGAGCACAAAAUGGGGACCCUGAAGGGGCCUUCCACCAUUUCAUCCUCAUGAAGAAUGUCGGAUUGUUGCCAGACCAUGUAACCUUUAUUUCUUUAAUGGAGAAGUUAAUAUACAAUCUUUGACACCGAAAGCGAAGUUGCUAUUUUUAUGCCUCUGAAUCCAGGAAAUUAGAAGAACAGCAGCAACAGGAAGGUCCUGACUUCUCCCAUUACAAUUAGAGAUUACGUACAAUCUUGAAACCCCAUACGAGUUGAUGGAUUCGCCGGGUGCUGAUUGGAGUCCGGAAUCCGAGUUAGAGCUUCAGGAGAUGUUAUUGGGUCUGGCAUCUUCUGACGAAUUCAAGAAGAACACGAGAAUCAUGAAAGAAAUGAUCAAUGAUGUGAUCAGCAAGGUAAACAAGCCACUCAGUAAAGGCGAGGUCUUGUGGCGCUUGAUGAUGCAGCUCGACCUUGAUGUUGGUCGUGAUUGUUCUAGGAUUUUUGCUAUAGGGACGCAUGUUGCUUGGCCUACACGUUGGGUAGUGAUGAAAAAUGAGAAGCCUCAAAGGAAGAAAAGUAUUGCAAAAAGAAGUAAUCCUGUCUUGCCAUCAAAUGUGCCACGGUCAUUACAUCUAUUGUACUGUUACUCUAUGUGUGUUUUGGACAGCCCUGAAAAAACUAUAUCAAUUAUUUUUUAUCAUGAUUUCUUUGACCAUUAG
This is a messenger RNA of Zingiber officinale, 1055 nucleotides long. RefSeq lists its product as uncharacterized. NCBI's taxonomy places the organism in Eukaryota, Viridiplantae, Streptophyta, Magnoliopsida, Zingiberales, Zingiberaceae. The transcript has 5 exons. The record is from RefSeq and is a predicted model, not a curated record. The coding region runs from base 612 to 1055 and encodes 147 amino acids.